AUGAGUGAAAAGGGUACAGAGAUUGCGGAGUUCAGCUCUCUGGAGCUGUCAGCUCCCACGAUGAAGGCCAUCGAGAAGAUGGGUUUCACAAAGAUGACCACUGUCCAAGAACGGACCAUCCCACCGCUGCUGGCUGGGAAGGACGUUCUUGGUGCCGCGAAGACUGGAUCAGGUAAGACUCUGGCAUUUUUGAUCCCGGCAAUUGAGACGUUACACGCUUUGAAGUUCAAGCCCAGAAACGGAACUGGUGUCAUUGUGAUUACGCCAACCAGAGAACUAGCUUUGCAAAUUUUCGGUGUCGUUAGGGAACUGAUGGAAUUCCACUCGCAGACUUUUGGUAUUGUGAUUGGUGGUGCUAAUAGAAGACAGGAGGCUGAGAAGCUCGCUAAGGGUGUCAAUAUCCUCAUCGCCACGCCAGGGAGGCUGUUGGAUCAUUUGCAAAACACGAAAGGGUUUGUGUUCAAGAACUUGAAAGCGUUGGUCAUCGAUGAGGCAGACCGUAUCUUGGAAAUUGGGUUCGAGGACGAAAUGAAACAGAUCAUCAGGAUUCUACCUAACGAGGAAAGACAAUCGAUGCUUUUCUCCGCCACACAAACGACGAAAGUGGAGGAUCUGGCACGUAUCUCCUUGCGUAAGGGCCCACUGUUUAUCAAUGUUGUCCCGGAGACGGACCAUUCGACUGCUGAUGGGUUAGAACAAGGGUACGUUGUCUGCGAAAGUGAUAAGAGAUUUUUACUGUUGUUCUCCUUCCUGAAACGUAACCAGAAAAAGAAAGUGAUCGUGUUCUUAUCCUCAUGUAACUCCGUGAAGUACUACGCUGAGUUGCUGAACUACAUCGAUCUGCCCGUCCUAGAAUUGCAUGGUAAGCAGAAACAACAGAAACGGACCAACACUUUCUUUGAGUUCUGUAAUGCCGAGAGGGGUAUCUUGGUGUGUACAGAUGUUGCCGCAAGAGGGCUGGACAUUCCAGCGGUCGACUGGAUCGUCCAGUUUGACCCACCUGAUGAUCCAAGAGAUUACAUUCACCGUGUCGGGAGAACCGCCAGAGGGACCAAGGGUAAAGGUAAAUCUUUAAUGUUCUUGAUUCCAAACGAACUCGGGUUUCUACGGUACCUGAAGGCUGCUAAAGUGCCACUGAACGAAUAUGAGUUCCCGCAGAACAAGAUCGCCAACGUACAAUCCCAAUUAGAAAAGCUGAUCAAAUCGAAUUACUACCUACACCAAACAGCGAAGGACGGUUACAGAUCGUAUUUGCAAGCCUACUCCUCGCACUCGCUGAAGACGGUGUACCAAAUCGACAAGCUUGAUCUCGCUAAAGUGGCCAAGUCCUACGGGUUCCCAGUGCCCCCAAAAGUCAACAUCACCAUCGGCGCCAGCGGGAAAUCAACUUCGGACAGACACCAGCACAAGAAGCGCAGAAUGCAGAGGUAA
Molecule: messenger RNA, 1431 nt
Organism: Huiozyma naganishii CBS 8797
Lineage: Eukaryota; Fungi; Ascomycota; Saccharomycetes; Saccharomycetales; Saccharomycetaceae
Gene: HAS1
Product: ATP-dependent RNA helicase HAS1
Exons: 1
Coding region: 1-1431 (476 amino acids)
Biological process (GO): maturation of LSU-rRNA from tricistronic rRNA transcript (SSU-rRNA, 5.8S rRNA, LSU-rRNA)
Cellular component (GO): nucleolus
Molecular function (GO): RNA helicase activity; nucleic acid binding; ATP binding
Source: RefSeq, a predicted model, not a curated record